UCGUGUAUUGUAUUGCGGCUCUCACGCGUUGUGGCACUUUUCCCGACCUUAUUCAUUUGGACGUUACUGCGGUGGUAACGGUGAUCCUCUCGUACAGUUAAAAAGUUGUAACUCGUGAUCGUCUGACUCACCUAGUUAUCAUUGAUUUUCUUAAUAAUGCCAGUCGCUACAGCUUAUUAGCAGCUCCAGGCGGUCUAGAUCAUAAAAACUUCUAAAUAAGUGUCUGUGUGCAGUAAAACCGUUGACUUUUUUGUUACUGGUGAUAUUAUGAGAGUGUUGAAGCCACUCACGUCUCCUGUCAGCAGGAGUUAGUGCCGAGUGUCUAGUGAUGUUCUCUGCUCUAGCAUAUCAAUUAUCCACAACAUUUCUAGAGGAACAGAAGCAGUGCGACCGUCUCCUGCCAGGCUCCACCAUGUCGAAGAAGCCUGCCGCGCAGCCCACGCUGCACAAGGUGAUCAUGGUGGGAUCUGGUGGCGUGGGCAAGUCGGCGCUCACGCUGCAGUUCAUGUACGACGAGUUCGUGGAAGACUACGAGCCCACUAAAGCGGACAGCUAUCGGAAGAAGGUGGUGCUAGACGGCGAGGAGGUCCAAAUUGACAUCCUGGACACGGCCGGACAGGAGGACUAUGCAGCCAUCCGGGACAACUACUUCCGGUCGGGUGAAGGGUUCCUCUGCGUGUUCUCCAUCACAGAGCCGGAGAGCUUUGAUGCCACACAAGAGUUCAGGGAGCAGAUCCUGCGCGUGAAGAACGACGAGAACAUACCGUUCCUGUUGGUGGGCAACAAGUCGGACCUGGCGGACAAGCGGCGCGUGCCGCUGGAGACGUGCCGCGAGCGCGCGCAGCACUGGCAGGUGCCCUACGUCGAGACCAGCGCCAAGACGCGCGACAACGUCGACAAGACGUUCCUGACCCUCAUCCGGCAGGUGUCGCGGCUGAAGCAGAACCUGCCUCCGAUUGAGGAACUCCCUGGCAAGAAGACUCCGCGCUGCAGAGUACCCUGCUGCUCUAUAUUAUAAGUUGGCACGAUAUUAUGGUGGAUGGUGACAUAGUCGUUGCUUGAUGCUGCCACUCUCGUCUCCCUGACCGUCUUCAUUGCUGGUUAAUGGAAGGGAUUCGCAAGCAACUUUGGACAUUUCUGAUCAAUUAAUAAUCGAAUGCAGUAAUCUCACACUGAUGGCGAACUGGGUGUCAAAAUUAUAGAUUUGAUAAUUUCAUCAAAUAGUACUAUUUUUUAAGACAAUGCCGGUAGUCUCAUUACUAAAAUUUAUAAUAUAAAGUGCAGUAAAGUUUCAACAUAUAAUAACUUAUUGAAUACUAUGAUUUAUAAACUUA
Messenger RNA from Achroia grisella, 1334 nucleotides. RefSeq names its product ras-related protein Ral-a (gene Rala). Gene Ontology annotation, cellular component: plasma membrane. Lineage: Eukaryota; Metazoa; Arthropoda; Insecta; Lepidoptera; Pyralidae. The coding region runs from base 329 to 1018 and encodes 229 amino acids. Gene Ontology annotation, biological process: Ras protein signal transduction. Gene Ontology annotation, molecular function: GTP binding; GTPase activity; GDP binding. The transcript is spliced from 5 exons. The record is from RefSeq and is a predicted model, not a curated record.